UGAAAUCGAGUAUAAAAGUUUCUUCAAAAUGAGGGACCUACUUCUCGUUAGUCUCCUCCUUAGCAUUGCCUCUGCCACCUUUCCUGGUUCUUACUAUGGAAGUCCCGGAUAUGUUCAGUCCCUACCCCCAAGAAUCACCUCUCUCACAAUGACCUUUCCCCACGGAAACCCUUUCAGACCAGGCGAGAACUACGUGGAUCUGGGAAGAACCGGGCCCUACUAUCUUGGUAACAGUCACAGAGGAUACACCAUCUAUCCAACAUACGGAAUCAGUAAUACGUAUAACAGGCUGUUUGGUGAUGGGUCUCCCUUUCGGUUAAUUGGGGGCAAUAAUUAUGGAGGUUAUCCAUUUGGAGGCUAUCCGUCGGGAAAUAUCGGAGGUGGUCUUUUAGGGAGACCUUUUGGACGUAAGUAAAAUGACAACU
Magallana angulata is the source of this 425-nucleotide messenger RNA. RefSeq lists its product as uncharacterized. The coding region runs from base 29 to 415 and encodes 128 amino acids. Lineage: Eukaryota; Metazoa; Mollusca; Bivalvia; Ostreida; Ostreidae. The transcript has a single exon. The record is from RefSeq and is a predicted model, not a curated record.